CAGUGAGGAGGUGGGGGGUGGAGCAGCUGGCUCCACAAGCAUUUGCAACAUUUGGAUCACUGGAGGAUGCUUGAAGCGUUGUUGGUACCUCACCUGAUUCAUUUGCUGCGGAUAACAGUUGAGGUAUGAAAUCACACAGAAGUUUAGGACUGACUGGACCGGAAGAAUGUAACUCGUAGGUAGGGUUUGUCUACUAUAUUUAAAUUUAAGGGGGAAAAAAUCUGGAUAACUCACUUAUGAUAAGACUGGCUGCUUUGGUAAAUUGAGAUUUGCAGUAGAUAGAUUUACGACAGAACUUUGGGUGAAGAUGGAAAGUGAUGUUUCUCUGCCCUUUCUGGAUCGCUUCAUGAUCAGCCCACUUGUCACCUGGGUGAAAACUUUUGUUUCUCAUGACGAAGGCCAGCACAUGGACAUAAGUGAAUUGCUGGAUGGAGUCUUUUUGAAUAAAGUUAUGAGCCAAAUACAUCCUCCAUCCGCAACUCAAGCUGCGAUCAAACUGAGCACAGAUCCAAGUCAGAGGGUCCAGAACUUGACCUUUCUUGUUCAGCAAAUCAAGACAUACUACCUGGAAAAUCUGAGACAGUUAAUUCUGAUUCCUCUUCCAAAUGUGCAGCUGCUUUCUAAGACUCCUCAUACUGAGCAAAGUCUGGUGGAAAUGAAGAAACUGUUAUUGUUGCUUCUCGGAUGUGCAGUCCAGUGUGAGAAGAAAGACGAAUACAUUGAAGUAAUUCAGAAGCUUGACUUCAACACAAAAGCAGCCAUAGCUGUGCAUAUUCAAGAGCUGACCCAGAGUCAAAACAAUCUACUGGACGUACAUUGGUUGGAGUGCAGUGGCAUCCCCGCUGAUGAACUGGAGGUUGUAGCAAAGACGAUGGCCGUCAAUCUUCAGAACUUGCUGGACCAAAGGGAAACACAUCUGGAGACUAUAGCAGAGCUAACUCAGGAAAAGGAAGGUGUGGUUCGUGUGCUUUGUAGCACAUCCAGUCCACUGUCUGCCGUCCUUCCUCCCAGCAUGCAACAGCAGCAGGCGGGAGCUCAGCAACACUUGGUAGUGGAACUGGCUGACUCGAAGGCAAAGAUCAGACGACUUAGACAAGAGCUAGAAGAGAGGAAUGAACAAAUACUGGACAAUAGACACGAGCAGGAGAACAUGGAGGAAGAGCUCAAGAAGCUCCAGCAGGAGAAUUUGAAGUUGCUUGUAGACGCCCGUGCAGCCCGUGCCUACCGGGAUGAGCUGGAUGCUCUGAGAGAACGAGCAAUCAAAGCUGACAAGCUGGAGAGCGAGGUGGCACGCUACAGGGAGCAAAUGCACAAGAUGGAGUUUUACAAGGCCAAAGUGGAGGAGCUCAAAGAGGAUAACAGAGUACUUCAGGAAACCAAAGAGGUGCUUGAGGAUCAGUUGGCAGGCUGGAGGGCACGCUCAGAUCAAAUCCACCAGCUGGAAAAGCACAGCCUCUUGCUGAAGGCCCGGAUCCACGACAUGGAACAAGGAAGGGAUGCAGAUCGUAAAUGCAUUGAGGAGCUACAGGAUGAAAACCUGACUUUGUGUUUAGCUCAGAGGAGGACCAUGGAGGAGUCUCAGCACCUGGGAUGGGAGUUGGAACAACUAUCUAAAACUGCUGACAACUCUCAGGGGCGGCAGACUCUAAGCGAGGAGGUGAGUGAGCAGAUACGUAGUCGGCUAUUGAAGUUGGAGAAGGAGAACCAAAGUCUCGUAAAGACUGUUGAGGAGCUCAGAUCUGCCCAUAUUCAAAACAAUGCACAGCCCUACAAAAAAAGCCAACACAGUGAGAAGGAUCAUGUCCAACAAUUGGUUUGCUGCACUGACUGGAACUCAUUGACAAAUGAAAACAUGUCAUUUAUUCACUCUUCACAUGAAGAGAGCAAUAUUCCCAACCCAGGUCCAGUUAAACAGAAGAUUUUCAAUACAGAUCCAGAAAACGAAGAACUUGAGGACAGCUACACCGGCUUUCAGCUCUCACCAAAUAGAGUCCAUUAUUUUGAAGAAAAAGGACAGUUUGAGGAUAAAAAUAGCGGCAAACCCUUUAAAGAUGUUGUGUCAGACCUGGAACUGAACCUGGACAACAAUCUCGACGGUGUCCAUUAUUCUAUUGGAUCACAAAAUCCCUCUCCUGGAUCAAGAAACAGCAGCUCCAACCACGACAACGUCUUCAUGGGCCUGCCAGCACGCUUCACUAAUUCUAACAAGCACACAGAGCGUCUGGAGGCCAAAUGCAGGGCUCUGGACUCCAGUAAUCAACAACUGCAAAGUUCCUUAACCCAUGCAGAGCGAAAAAUCCAUCGAUUGGAAGCUGAAGUUCAAGAACUAGAGGUAGACAACCAGAGCCUCCAGGCCACUGUUGAAGAACUUCGAAUUACUGCACGCCAGUUGGAACAAGUGGAAACAGAGAAGCAGAGUUUAGAACAUGAAACGGCUGAAUUGGAGAAAGCAAAAAGGCAACUGGAGAAAGAGAAUCGCCGACUUCGCCAGCAGGCUGAAAUUCAAGACGCCAAUUUAGAUAGCAGUAAUGUCUGCAUGACAACCCUGGAAAGGGAGAUGCGCUGCCUGGUGAAGGAGGUGGAGGAGUUAAGGGAAACCGCUGAGAGGGUCAAAGGGCUAGAGAGAGACAACAGAGAAUUGGCCAAGCAAGCCGAUAUCAACAUGAGAACCUUAGACACACUGAGAGAGGAGCUUGUCAGUGAGAAAUUGAAGACCCGACAGAGAGAAGAUGAACUAGAAUGUUUGUCCCAUGAGAACGAGAUUAGAAUUCUCAGCCAAAAGAGUAAACAAUCUCUGGAACCUGACAAAACUGAACACAGAUUCAAUAUGCUAGAGUCAGAACUGGAGUUAUCCAUGAGGAAGUCUCUUCAAAUUAAAGAAGACAAGAUGGCUGUGCUAAAAACCCGUCUCCAAGAAUUUUCCACGCUUAAUCAACAGCUUCACCAUGAGCUCAGAACUGUAAAAGUGAACUAUGAGGCCUUGCAACAAAGGCAGCUGGAGGAGGAAGUGAGCGCAUCAAGUGCUUCCCCUCUGAGAGAAAAUAGAAAUGAAAUGAGUGAAUGGCUGCGUGAAAGCCACGAAGCUACCAAAGAGCUGCUGAAUAUUAAAGACCGACUGAUUGAAGUAGAGAGGAAUAAUGCAACCCUGGAGACAGAGCGCCAGGCUCUGCAGGCCCAUUUAAAGCAGAUGGAGAGUCAGUCAGACAGUCACCAAACUCAAAUCCUCGCCCUGCAAAGGCAAGCUGCUGCCCUUCAGGAGAACAACACCACCUUGCAGACACACAAUGCAGACCUGCAGGUGGAAAAAUCCACCCUGAACUCCCAGAGUGCUUCCUUAAUGGCACAGAAUGCUCAGUUGCAGCAGCAGCAGGUGGGAACAGAAAGCGAGAGGGACAGUGCAAUACGUGAACGGGAAGAACUGCGUGGUGCUCAUGAACAGCUAUUACGUGAUCAUGAGCGUCUGGCAGCUCUCCAUGAGCGGCAAGCCACAGAGUAUGAAGUCCUCAUUGGGAAACAAAGCUGUUUGAAAAAUGCCCAUCGGACACUUGAGCUAGAGCACCGGACGCUGCUGGAUAGGUACAACAACCUGUUGCAGCAACGGACCAAAUUAGAAGAUCUGGAGAAAGGCCUGAAGGAAGAGCAAAUGAGGAUGAGUCUGGAGAAGGAACAUCAUCAGGCCGCAGCUGCUGAAUGUUGUAGGCUCCGGGAUGAGAAAGACUGGCUGAAUCAGACUUAUCGUCAACUUUUGAAUGAUAAUGAGGUGCUGUCAGCAGACCACAAGCAACUCAAGAGUCAACUAAAUGAAACCAAGCUGGCACACGCCUGGCUGGAGGCUGAUUUUUCCAAGCUCAAAAAAGAGUAUCAGCAACUUGAUAUCACAUCCACAAAACUCACCAACCAGUGCGAGUUGUUGAGCCAACUAAAGGGGAACCUAGAGGAGGAGAAUCGCCAUCUUCUCAGUCAAAUUGACACACUGAUGCUGCAAAACCGAACUCUGCUGGAACAGACAAUGGAGAGCAAAGAUCUGUUUCACAUCGAAGAACGACAGUAUAUUGACAAACUUAAUGAUUUGAGAAGGCAGAAGGAGAAGCUAGAGGAGAAGAUAAUGGACCAGUAUAAGUUCUAUGAGCCCUCACCUCCUCGCAGGCGAGGAAACUGGAUCACUCUCAAACUAAAGAAAUUGAUCAAAUCUAAUAGUCGUGAACAAGGACUAGAACACCCUCUCACACCAACACACUCGGAGGCUCAACUCUCGUGCAAUGACAGCAGCUCCUUUGUUGGUUCAGAUGGCUCUGGCGGUUCUACCGCUGCAUCAGCAGGUGAUACCAUAUCACCGCAGUCAAACAACACCACACAAAGACUGUUUACCCGUAUGAGGAACAGGCCAAAGAACAAGGACAGAAGGAAGUCUCUCAUCCAACGUUCCUUAUCCCUGAGCAGCAUGGUGCAUCCCCCUGGCCUGUUGGAGCAGGAACAGUGGGCAUACAGCUCUGAGGAGUUGGAAGGGUCAGAAGCUAAUUUACUGGACAGGAAUAAAAUAUUGACCUCAUUCCUCAGCACAUCCAUCUUAUCCGCGCUUCAUUUGCAUCCCACCACUGAACCAUCCAUCCAUCUCCACCCUACAGCCACUGACACUGAUGUCCCAUAUGUGUCAGACCUGACAGACAAGGAUUCAAAUGAUAGUGCGUCGCCAUCUGGUUUUGAGGACAGCGACGAGCUGCAGCAUCACGAGAUUAACACCACCCAGAGUCGAGCUCAAAGUGAGAGCAGUGGUGAGUUCAGCAUGAGCCUGGAUAAUGAACCCUGGUCAAAUGGCAGCAGCCCGGUCCAGCAGCAACUCUCCCGCCAUUCCUCAGUCUCGUACCAGCCGCCUAUUGACCUCUCCACACCGCAGCACACACAGCAAAUCUCCUCCACAGCACACAAGGAGAAAGCUUCGAGCAUUCCUUUGACAAAUAGCAAAGAAUCAGAGCUCAGUCUUAUAUCUCAACAGAAAGAGCCUACACCAAAACAGGACGUCUGGCCAACACGUGGGAUAAAGAGCAUUAGAAGGGGAUCUAAAGGAAAACUGACACGUCGUUCGUCAGAUUCAGGGGGCAUGUUGAGCACAAAUUUAAGAUAUAACUCCAGUUAUACGGAAUGUACCCAGACUCCAGCUUGUUCACCAAUUACAGUGUUUUAUGUUCAGGGUAAGUCGUCAUCAAUGUCUGGGUGCCUCAAUUGCUUCUCCAAUCCUCUAGGGAAAGAAGGGCGACUCAAAGGCUGUGGGUCACCUAAAAGUCUUCCUCGUGCUAGCAGUGUAAUUUCCACAGCUGAUGGCUCAUCUAGACGCCCCAGCGUCAACGAAUGCAGGGUGGUUGUCAAGACUGAGACACUUCCUGCCCCCAUUUCAGAAAAGUGUAAUAACCAAGUGAAACAAGAAAACGCAGCCAUGUCCAAUCAACAACCACGACCAAUCAGUGAAACUACUGGGCCUGAACCCAGUCCUCCAGUCAAACCUCCAAGAGACCCAACAGCCAUUAUAACCAAAGACAUUCAUAAACCACCUGUGCAGGAGUCGGCAGAUUUAAACUCCCCAUUUAGUCUCACUGCUGUCUUUUCAAACACAAUCUUCGGUGAUUCUGAGGGGAGCUCUUUAGGUGUUAUUGAAAGGAAUGACCACCCAGAUUUUUUUCUAUCUAUGAGUCCAAUGGGAAAACAAAACUGCAAUCCAUCGAGCCAUAAGUCUACUCAAAACACAUAAUCAACAAAUGGAAAAUGUGCAAAGUUGCAAUCUUGCUGGCAAUGGACUGAGAGGUUUGGCCACUUAUACUAGUAUGUGUUACUGGCUAAACAUGUAAAGCAGAUUGUUUACUGAGCCAUGUUUUUUUAGUUAUUUUAUUAUCCUCUGCUCUUGUUGAUUAUGCUUUGGAAACAUGUUAGGGCAGCGAUCUUAUUUUUUUCUCAUCAAGGGGGUGCAUACGGAAAAACAAAAGGUUUCAAAAGCCACUGACAGUCUCCACCCCAUAUUUAUUGUUCAAAAACAACUAGAUGGAAAACCAAAACAUAUUUCUGAAUUCCCCUGGGGUUAGUUUACCACUAUGCUGAAUAGCAGCACAAUCCCAUCUACCCAUUUUGAACUAAAACAAGAGCAAUCUGUUGUCGUCGAGCCUACUAAUCUUGAUAUGCAACAGCCAACUGUGACCGUUUAUAUCAUUUUCUUAGUGAUGGGCUGUGCAUUUUACAUCCAGGCCUUGAGUAGCUCCCUCUUAGUCUGACUUGAACAAAUAACCCUCAUAGUACCAUCAAUUACGACUCCAUGACUGAAGAAAUAAUAAUCAAAAACACACAUUAUUUGCAUACAUUGCAGAAAAGCAAAAACUAUGAAUGAAACAUAAUAAACGUGAAAACUUCAAUAAAAUGUUUGCACUCGGCUAACUGGCGGUCACCAAAAGUGGUUAUUUCCGCACAAAAUCCAUUUUCUUUUUUUUCAUCAAGACUUCACUGAUUGGUUGUAUGUGCAGUUUAUCUGUAUGUUUCCAUUCCAACUACACAUUGUUUUCUAUUGACAGAGGUUCCUAGCUUAUGUUAUGAUUCGCUUUAAGGCCGGGGACAUGUAAGCGAGCUCGGGGGUUGACUGUCCUCCUCUUUCGAAAGAGCGAACUUUUCUGGAAACGACGGUUUUUAAAAUGGUCUUGCCAGUUUAUCGCCCAGUUAUCUAAAUUUUUCUCUUCUUUGUUCAUUGUGGGGCAAAAAAACGGUUAUUAGAUUUUACUGGUAAAAGCUCCCAGGUGUGGUUCUGGUGUGACUGUUGAUCUGCAUAGAGAUGCCGGCUCUCAUAAGCAAGCAUCCAAUCACAGGACGCAUUGAUGUCAUGUUCAAGUUCCCAUGUGAAACUAGCUCAUUGGGUGCAACCAUGGAUCUGAUUGGCUUUCAAAACUAUUUAUCAACUAUAUGUGUGUGUAAAAUUUUGGACCGUGUUUCUCACACAUUUCAAGCCAUUCUCACGCCCAAAGCCAUUUCUCCAUUUCUCCCACCCCAAAACUUGAUCUUUGUCAUAUUAUAAAAUAAAAACAAGUCGCAGACUCUUAAAACUGGAUAAUUUACAUUUGCUGUGUAAACGUUGUACUGUGCAUUGUCAGUACAAUGUAGUCUGGCUCAUAGAUAUCACAUAUAUAGUAUAAGACUGAAUGUCUAAAGCAAGGGCGUAUGUUUGGUCUCAACAGUGGUAGGGACAGCAUAAGCUGCAUGAACACUUUUUGCUAGGGACAGGACAUUAAGAAGACCGAACAGAUUGGGUAGAUGGGGGUCAGGGCUUCAUUUCUCACAAAUAUGAACCUAAUAAUUGAUACCUUUUUUUUUUUUUUACUUUUGUUAUCAAAAACUACGAAAGAAACAUUUUGAAAACUUCCAGAAUGAAUGUCUGGAUUUUAUAGGCAAAUUUAAAUUGCAAUGUUUGAACAUAAAUUAUAUUAACAUACACACUUGUUAAUAAAAUCUUAACUAUUCAGGAAAUGCAAAAAAACAAACAUUUGUGUUCAGACCACUCAACAUUUGUCGAAAUAAAUUAAUUAUAGAGAAUUGAAAAAACAUCUUUGUCUGGGCAUAACAAAAAUAUAUAAAAAUGGAGCCUUCCUUCGGGUAUAAAACUACUGCUUUUGUCCACAAGCACAGCCAAACACAACCAAAAAAAUGAAAACAUUUUACCUCGAUUAUGAUGAAUGUAUGAUUAUCUGAAAAAUGUCUGUACAGGCUGCAAAUAAAAAAUAUUUUAAAAUAAAAUAAUGUAGAAAAUAAAUAUUUAAUAAAUGAAAGUCAUCAGCUAAUCAUACGUGCGUUUGAGGAGAAAAAAAUGGACCAGCACAUUCAGCAACUGAAAAGAGGUCAGUUUAAGUCUGAACAUUAGGAAAUUAAUUCAAUUCAUAAUGGUAGCGUCAAUUCUAUCCUUACAACAUAUGGGAACACAAUCUACAUGACCUAUACAUAUUUAAUGCAAAUAAGGUUGCUUUAAAGUUGGUGGGGACAAUUUGAGCAUCCUGAAAAGUUGCUAGUGUUAUGUCUCUACUGUCCCUGUGCAAACCUACACCCUUGGUCUAAAGGCAGAGUCGGUGGCACACCCAUUGACCAUUUGCAUCGUCUAAUUUUUCUAGCGGGCUCUGUUGUAGUGUAUGCAAGGUGAGUGAUUUCCUCCACAAAAAUACUCUUAACUCGCUAAACUAACUACAUAUUAAAGAUGAGGUUAUUGAAAUAUUUCUCUUUCAAGAGAAAGAUGAGAUGAAGCAAGUCAUAUGUCACUGGCU
Corythoichthys intestinalis (scribbled pipefish) is the source of this 8279-nucleotide messenger RNA. RefSeq names its product girdin-like. The transcript has 29 exons. Gene Ontology annotation, biological process: cytoplasmic microtubule organization; cytoskeleton-dependent intracellular transport. Gene Ontology annotation, cellular component: centrosome; cytoplasm. Lineage: Eukaryota; Metazoa; Chordata; Actinopteri; Syngnathiformes; Syngnathidae. The record is from RefSeq and is a predicted model, not a curated record. Gene Ontology annotation, molecular function: microtubule binding; dynein light intermediate chain binding. The coding region runs from base 308 to 5743 and encodes 1811 amino acids.